AUGCUUGCUCCAUCACCAUCAUUCAUUCCCUCCCCUCACCGUUCCUCCCCCCUCCUCACCCUCCCCCUCACCCUCCCCCUCCCCACUCCCCCACGAAAUUUCCCCCCCCGCUACUCCCCUUUCCUCUUCCCUGCUCCCCCUCCUGCUGCAACUCUGCCUCUUGCCGUUCCUCCCCAUGCCCCUGGUCCUUCUGUCAUAUCUUACUCCCCUCAUUCUUCCCCUUGUCACUCCGUUCACCAUGUCACCACUCAUCUGCUCCUCUCGCUCUCCGUGCCACAUCCGAUUCCCCUGAUGCAUCAGUACCUGUGGCUAGUGCUCUACAGCCAUGAUGUGAAUGGCAGAUUCAGUUCACUGUCCCACCCACCUCAUCCCUCUCUUCCUCCUACCUAUUCCCCUGUGUCUCUCCGAUUCGCAACUCAAAUCCUUCCCGUUUCUUUCUUCUCCCAUCACAAACAACGCCUUCUCUCCCCUGUUCUCCCUCCCUCGCACCACCCCUCAACCCCCCUGCGCCCCAUCGCUUCGGGCGUGUCUAGUACUGGCAUCGUGGCCAUCGUGGGCGCUGUCGCUGCUGUCAUGCUGCUCGCUGCUGUCGUGUGGUGGCGCUGGGGGGGGCAGAAGCAGCAACCUGCGCGCACCAGCAGCUCAUCAAGUCUAUCCCGCUCGGCCAAGAGGCGUGUGAUACCAACGAGAGAGUUCUCCCCAGACGAGCUGUGCCGGGCCACGUGCAACUGGAGUCACCCGAACGUGGCGCGCCUGCUGGGGUACUGCAAGGCACCGCCGCUGGAUGGAUCGCCAGGCGCACGCAUGGAGCAGAUUCUCGUCUACGAGAUGCUACCCAACGGUGGCCUGGACGAGUGGAUUGGAGAAUGUGAGUGCCUUGAUUCGACCCAAGAGAUGACAGUUGGCAUGCCGUGUGCAGGCAUGGAGCAGAUUCUCGUCUACGAGGUGCUGCCCAACGGUGGCCUGGAUGACUGGAUUGGAGAAUGUGAGUGGCGCCAGCUUCUGGUUACCACUGCUUUUCUGCUGUUCGUCAUCAUCCCGUCCUCCCCUUUUUCCCUUCUUCCCACCUUGCCCUUAUCAUGUUCCCCUCCCUCUCCCUUCCCCCUGCCCCCAUUCUCCCCUUCCCCCGUGCCCCCCCUCCUCCCUCCACCCCUUCCCCCUUUCCCCCACCUCCUGCCGCUGCGUCUGUGCUCUGUUUCCACUCCGUCCUCCUCUCCCUUAUGUUUUGACUGUGCCACGCCCCUCACCCUGCUGCAGCGCCUGCACAUCCUGCUAGGAGCAGCCAAGGGCCUGGCAUAUCUGCACAAGUUUGGCAUCGUGCACCGCGACAUCAAGCCCGCCAACAUCCUGCUGGAUAGAAACAUGCAGGCCAAGGUGGCGAAUCUGGGUAUGGUGAGGGUGGGUGAGAGCAGCGUGGUGAGCUUCACGGACCCCUGCUAUGCGCAGACCAUGCAGGCGAGCACUGCGUGCGAUGUCUACAGCUUUGGCGCCGUCAUUCUCGCCACCGUUGCCAGCCAUGCUGCCCUGCUGGAGGAUGAAUUCCAGACUGACACUCUGCAAGCGGUGACCAACUGUCUAUCCAGUGGCGAUGCGGCAAGUUUGAAGGACCCGCGCAUGGAUGCACCAGAUGACAUGUUCGCUCACAUCAUCCAGCUCGCUCUCAGCUGCUGCCUUGCCAAUGCCUCGCUUCGCCCUGCCAUGCCUCUGGUUGUGAAAGAGCUUAAGGACCUGCGAGGGGAGUUGCUGGGCACAGGGAGUGUUAAUGGGAGCAUGAAUUCGGACAUUCAGCAAAGAUUAGACGAUAGAACCGUCCCAAGCGGCGGUGCUGGCGGAGUGUCAGCGGCAGUGGGGCGCAACGUUCCCCGGAUGGACGGCGGGGGGAAAUUGCGCGGACGCAUUUGCCUUGGUGUGCGACUCGGAUGGCAUGAUCGUGAAAAUGAGCCUCUACAGCAACAACCUCACAGGCAGCAUACCCUCGACAUUCAGCCGACUCAAGCUGCUCGUUUACAUAUCAGAGAGCACUCCAAGAGCCAGCAGUCAGGAGGGCUGUUGAGGCGCCUCAAAAGUCCUCUCAUUCACUGCUCUCCCCCGCAUGCGCCUGUCUGUCCGUCCGUCCGUCCGUCCGUCCGUCCGUCUGUCUGCCUGUCUGCCCGCAGGGACCUAUCCAACAACCUGCUGUCAGGGCGCAUUCCAUCGCAGCUGUCCAGUCUUUGGGAUUGGGCCCUGGCUAACUCUCUUCUCUUCUUGCUGCUGUGGUCCCACCCCCUCCCCCCGCUUCUCAUGCUGUGCUCCCACUCUUUCUCUCCCUCCUCCUCCUCCUCCUCCUCCUCCUCCUCCUCCUCCUCCUCCUCCUCCUCCUCCUCCUCCUCCUCCUCCUCCUCCUCCUCCUCCUCCUCCUCCUCCUCCUCCUCCUCCUCCCCCUCCUAUGAUCUCUCAUUGUCGCACUCGCCCAUCCCGGCAUGCAAUGCAACGACCACCAGGGACAUUGGCUACAACAGCCUCACAGGCACCAUCCCGGCAUCCCUCGGCUCCCUCCUCACCCUGCAGUACCUCUUUCUCAACGACAACCAGCUGAUAGAUUCGCUUCCUCUGUCUCUCAGCAGCCUGUCCAAGCUCAGAGUGCUGUAA
This is a messenger RNA of Closterium sp. NIES-65, 2628 nucleotides long. Lineage: Eukaryota; Viridiplantae; Streptophyta; Zygnematophyceae; Desmidiales; Closteriaceae. The record is from the annotation of a GenBank genome assembly.